CCCCCAAAAAAAAAAGGAAAAAAAAUUGUAUAGAAUUAGGAAAAUGAUGAAACUUAGUAUUGAGAAAUGAAGAAACUUCGUAAUGUCGAAAACAAAGAUGUAGUUUCAAGACAAGAUCAUAAUGGCCCCAAUAAAAAGAGCUUCCGGGAGCUGUCUUUGCCGCUCUUCUUUUCAUUUUUCUGCGCCCUUCUCCUUUUUUAUUCUCAGUUUGUUCAUGGAAAUGCAGGGAAUUCUCUCGCCUAUGCUGAGACUGUAACCAAUUCUGUUAACGAUAGAGAGUUUCACAACUCCACUCAACCACUUCUAGAAAGUGGAGAGAAGAGCUGCAAAUCUGAAGUACUAUUGGAACUCAACAUAUCAGUGAAGAUUAAUGAUUCUUGUAGUCCUAAGGAUAGCAAUGCAACCCCUGAGAAUUCACUUCAGAGAACAAGUGCAUUGGAGGAUGUAGUAUCAACUAUUUUAGGUUACAAUAUGUUAAUAUGCCAAAUGCAGCCACCAAUAAAGCAUAACAGGCAUAAUGAAGAUCGGCUACUAAAUGGAAGAACUCACUUGACCUAUCCGAAUCUUGAAGAAUUCAGAAACAUUACAAAGCAAGGAAAGAGAGGUAGCACAACAAGUCAGUUAGUAAAUAUAACCCAUAGGCUUGAGCCUGACGGUACGCCUUAUAAUUAUGCCUCAUCAUCCAAGGGUGCUAAAGUGGUGGCCCACAAUAAAGAAGCGAAAGGAGCAAACAACGUGCUGAACAAGGAUCAUGAUAAGUAUCUCAGGAAUCCUUGUUCAGUGGGUGGGAAAUUCUUUGUUAUUGAGCUUGCUGAUGAAACUCUAGUUGAUGCAGUCAAAAUUGCAAAUUUCGAGCAUUAUUCAUCUAUGCUUAAAGAAUUUGAGUUAUCUGGGAGUUUGGUAUAUCCAACUGAGACGUGGAAUCCGCUGGGGACUUUUGUUGCCGAAAAUGUCAAGCAUGCUCAGUGUUUUAAGCUGCCCGAACCAAAAUGGCUUAGAUACUUGAAGCUGAAUUUACUCACUCAUUAUGGUUCUGAAUUUUAUUGCACUAUAAGUUUUGUCGAGGUGUAUGGUAUUGAUGCAAUAGAGCAAAUGCUUGAGGAUCUUAUUGUAAGUUCCCCCGAACCUUCUGCUGAUAAAACGGAAAAUUUUAAUAAAACUGCUAUGCUGCCUAUGAUACCAGAUUCAGGUUCUAACUACCAUGAGACAAAGGGUGUCGUUCAAAAUGUGGUUGAACCGACAAAUAAAGGGGUAGAAAGUUUUGAUGUAGAGCAAAGUUUUAAAUUGGAUGAAGCAAAGAAAGAAACCACUACCCCUGAUUUUACAACAAAACGUAGGAAGCAAUCAAAUGGAAGAACUCACGGGGAUGCAGUCCUAAAAAUACUGUUGCAGAAGGUGAGAGCGCUUGAGUUGAAUUUAUCUGUCCUGGAGCAGUACAUUAAAGAGCUGAGCAAGAGGCAAGGUGACAUUUUGCCUGAGCUAGACAAAGAACUUUCUCAAGUUUCAGAACUUUUAGAAAAAAGCAAAUUGGAGAUCAAAGAUCUCCUGAUAUGGAAAGAUAAUAUGGAGAAAGAAAAUAGUGAUCUUGAAUCUUGGAAAGCCUCUGUCUCAGCUCAAUUGGAUUUAUUGGUCAACGGAAAUCGCAUGCUAAGGUAGUGGAUUCCAUUUAACUGCCUAAACUAACUUGUACCCUUGUACUGUAAGUUGAUUUUGUUUUAUUAUCCGAGUGAAUUGCGGAAACAACCUCUCUACCUUCACAAGUGUCACGCCCCAACCUCGGGGAGCGCGACCGGCGCUCAACCGAGUGGGCCCGGUCGAGCAAGCCUGUUAGACACUUUCUACCCAACUCACUUAUGAUAAGAAAAGGCAUGUUUUUUAUUAGCUAAACAGUAGAAGGACCAUAUAUAUAGACAUUACUAAACCAUUUCAUUUUGCUACUUCCCUGUUAAGUUUCAGAAUACAUACAUUUUGUGAUUUAGUGGAACAAAAAUCCAAAAUACAACAUAAUCCGUUUGACCUUUCUAGCACCCAUAUACAACCCACAUGGUGUCUACGGAGCCUCUAAAGAUAUAAAAGAGUGUAAAGAAGGUACCGGCAAUAAGGCGGCUAUACCUCAAAAAGUACAACAAUAUAAACAAAAGAUAUAUUACAUGACCC
Molecule: messenger RNA, 2157 nt
Organism: Nicotiana tabacum (common tobacco)
Lineage: Eukaryota; Viridiplantae; Streptophyta; Magnoliopsida; Solanales; Solanaceae
Source: RefSeq, a predicted model, not a curated record